Messenger RNA from Podospora anserina S mat+, 3222 nucleotides. RefSeq lists its product as uncharacterized. Gene Ontology annotation, cellular component: nucleus; cytosol. The transcript has 2 exons. Bases 1 to 3222 code for a protein of 1073 amino acids. The record is from RefSeq and is a predicted model, not a curated record. Gene Ontology annotation, molecular function: protein phosphatase binding; protein phosphatase regulator activity. Lineage: Eukaryota; Fungi; Ascomycota; Sordariomycetes; Sordariales; Podosporaceae.
AUGUUUUGGAGGUUCGGCGGUUACAAUGUCUCGGCCAUCGAUACGAUCCUCGAGAAAGAGUCCUUUCAACUAGAGGAGCUUCUCGAUGAAAGCGACCUCAUCCAAGAGCUUAAGCAGCACAAUCCCAAACUCGUUGAAUACCUGCGCGAGCAGCAGGUGCUUGAGAAGCUUCUUCAAUAUGUAGUAGCGCCAAAGCUCAAACCUGUCGCGGCGCCAGAUGCCGAUGAGGAGGAGGAGCAAGAGGAUGACGAGAUCGGAAGGCCACCUGUUUUUCCCACCACCAGGUCUCGGUCGUCAUCACGAGCGACCGAGCCCAGCGGCCAGGAGGAAAAUGAAAAGAAGCGCAAUCGAUGCGCCUUCGUGGCGGCCGAAAUACUGUCCUCAGACAACUACUCUAUCCACGAGGCUCUUAUGGAAAGCAGACCCCUCCUCCGGAAUUUCUGGGAGUUCCUCAAGAGGCCGACGCCGCUCGAUCCUUUGCAGGCCAGCUACUUCACCAAAGUAAACGAGUCUCUCUUCGAUAAAAAGACGGAAGAAAUGCUGGACCUUCUCAAGUCGUUUGAGGGAGCCAUUGCCGAUAUUUUGAGACAUGUGGACUGCCCCAUGAUCAUGGAUCUGCUGUUGAAGAUCAUCAGCUUGGAGCGCACAGAGAGCGGCCAAGGCGUUGUUGAGAACGUGAUGCCAACUCUUCUCUCCUUCCUCGGACCAGAGCACAGCUGGGCCACCCAAACAUCGGCCGCCGACUUCAUCAAAGCCAUCAUCACUGUCUCAGCCAACGCUUCCCAAAACGAACAGACGUGUAUCGGUCCGAACGAGCUGACAAGACAGCUGGUCUCCCGCCCUUGUGUCGAACAGUUGAUCCAGUACAUGCUGGGGGGUGGCAACCCACUCACGUGCGGUGUCGGCAUCAUCAUUGAGGUCAUUCGCAAAAACAACUCGGACUAUGAUCCCGAAGGCGUCGACGCCAACGCUCCUCCGUCGUGUCGCGACCCCAUUUAUCUCGGAACCCUUCUUCGCCUCUUUGCCGACCACGUUCCAGAUUUCAUGAGCCUGAUCAUGAACUCGACGGCACAAAAAGAACGUCUUUCCUCCACUUUCGGCGAUAAGAUCGAACCCCUUGGCUUUGAUCGCUUCAAGACCUGCGAGCUAAUGGCAGAACUUUUGCACUGCAGUAACAUGGGCCUCUUGAACGAGGUUGGUUCUGAGCAGUUUAUUGCUGCCCGUGACGCUCAGCGACAACGGUUGAGAGAAGAGGGCCGUUUGAUCCCUGCUCGUGGGGUUGAUGAAACGCCAUCAUCGACCGAGGAUCUGACGAUGCGCACGUCGCAGUCAUCGCCUGCUGAGGAGAGGCGGAAGCUUGAGGUCAUGAACAUAUCUGCCGAUGACGAUGGGUUUGAGGAAGUGAGCCAUGACACCUCGGACGAUGUUUUGGAGCUCCCGGAUGCCCCUGCGCCUACCCAAGCCCCAACAUUUUCCAUGCUUGAAAAGGACGACGCGGACUUUGUUGAUGAGCCACUCAGUUCACCAAGGCUGAACUUUAAGGAUCUUGACGCGGAAAAGAGAGCGGAGUCACCACCGGCCUUCGAGGAUCCUGAUCUGGUCGUCGCGCCUCUGUCGCCCACCAAAAAGGCAGCUCAAACUGGUGCAAGCAAGGAUCAACAGAGCCCACCCAAACCAGUGACUGACGAAAAAGAGCCGCAAACUUCGGACAAGAGCAAGGAAAUCUCCACGGCGGAAUUGCCUGCGUUGAGCACCGAGUCCUCCGUCCCCAAGGCUCUUGAUGCUGCCGAUACGUUGUCUCCCCACCCUGGUGACACGCCGGCUCCUUUAUUUUCCAGUGCUACUGCCAAGGGUGAUGAGGCCAAAGAUAAGACUGAGCAAACGUCAGAGCCAUCGCCAUCGCCACCAAAGGCCGAAGCUGCUGAGGAUUCACCUGCCGGCGCCAACGCCAAUGAGACCACGGGGGAAAUUUCCAUCAUCAUUGCCCCCGCCAGCGACAGCGCCACUCCUGCUGAGGGAGCCUCAACCGCCCCCCGGCCGGUGGUCGGCGACUAUCUCAAGAUGCAGUUUGUUCGUCAGGAAGUGGUGCCCACCAUCCUUCGGUUCUUCUUCAAGUACCCUUGGAACAACUUCCUUCACAAUGUUGUCUACGAUAUCGUGCAGCAGGUGUUCAACGGCCCUAUGGAUCGCGGUUUCAACCCAACGCUGGCCAUCAGUCUCUUCGAGGCUGCCGACAUCACCAACCAAAUCAUCAACGGUCAGCUCGCCAGUGAAGAGUCGCAGGCCCAACACAAGACACGCAUGGGUUACAUGGGCCAUUUGACGCUGAUCGCCGAGGAAGUGGUCAAGUUCACGGAGCGUCACCCCCCCGAGCUGCUCAGCGAGGUUGUCUUGGACAAGGUCAUGGCGCAGGAUUGGAUCAGCUACGUUGAGGGCGCGCUUGCUGAAACUCGCGAGCGUGAUAAUGCCAUUCUUGGAGGGGUCAGGCCCGAGGUUGCUAUGAGCAACCGGGCCGCCCAGUCUAGUUUGGUGGGCGUCGGCCUCAACGGACUGAGCUCAAUCGGGCUGGGGGGAAACAACUCCAACACUCUUGCCGAGGCUGGCCUGGGUGGCGGGUCAGACUUGGGUGGCGGGUCCGGUGCCGGUGUCUCGCCGUUUGGGAUCAGCAGUGGUACCAUGAUGAGCGGUUUCGGCAGCUCGAGCGAUGAAGAUGAGGACGAGGAGCAAGAGAGCGAGGAGGAUGUCAAUAACGAGGUUGGUGAAGAUUUUGUUAGUGUGCAGUAUUUUCUCCCAAGUGGGUUGCUUGAUCCUCCAGAGGACCGUUCUAGCAUCACCGAGGUGCCGUGGGGGUAUGGGGAUUCUCUGAGAGGCGGCUACCGAUUCGGUGCACGGGCCGAGUCGAGUGACUCGGAAGGGUCAGAUUACGGGGAAGGGCAUGAGAGCGACGACCAAACUACCAGUCCUAACACAUCGGCGUUUGACGAAGAAGAGGCUGCCCACAACGAGGCCCUGGGCUUUGGGGAUAUCAGGCAACAUGGGUCUGUGGCGAGGGACGUUCCAGACGACACCGGAAGCCGUGAUCCUCCAUACGACCACGUGCUAGACAGUCGGGAUGGGCCCAACCCAUGCACAGAAGACGACAAGGCUCUCAGUCUAUUCAUCCAGAGCAUGAUCGACGCCCGCACCCGAGGGCUUGAUGAAUCCAUGGACACGUCAGAGUGA